CGUGUUCAGGAUUUGGCUUAUGCAUGGGACCUCCCUCCCUUGACAGAGAACAACAGAAGAUGGCUAUUUGAGAAAUUAUUGAUCCACUCUGUCAUUGGAAGAGUGACGAGGCAAAUUAAACAGCUGAGAAGGGGUCUUAAAGAAACUCCUAUGUGGACACUGCUGACCCAGCGGCCUGACACAGUGCCCUCACUCUUUCCGAAGGAGGCUGGCACAGUGAAUCAUGAG
This is a messenger RNA of Austrofundulus limnaeus, 228 nucleotides long. RefSeq lists its product as uncharacterized. Gene Ontology annotation, molecular function: ubiquitin-protein transferase activity. The record is from RefSeq and is a predicted model, not a curated record. NCBI's taxonomy places the organism in Eukaryota, Metazoa, Chordata, Actinopteri, Cyprinodontiformes, Rivulidae.